GUGUGCUGAUGACAGCCCGAGUCGCCGAUCCAAACCAACAUCGUCGUCACGUCGGUUAUUUAGUAAUUUUACGUGAACAGACGGACUAAUCAAAUGAACCGAUAACACGCAAGAAUACGUUUUCGUAGCACGUCGAUGGUUCCUCAUCCACCUGUGUUUUCACCGGUAUCUUCAACCAUCGGUCAAGCACCUUCCGACGUGCAGCACGAACUGUGUACACACACCAGAGCGGCGCUACGCACUGUACCAUAGCCCACAGGAUGUAGCGCAUAUUUCAUAUAUCUAAUGCAGUCUUUCAGAUCUUUGACGGUACACGCCGCCUAGUUGUAUCAACUAUGGUACGAAGGACGCUGCAAUUGCUGAGAAUGAUCUGGCUCAAGUUAAAACGCAAGGGUGUGUUAGCGGUAGCAUUGCUAGCCCUGAUCGCGGUAGCAUUGCUAGCCCUGCACGCGCUAGCACAGACACUGGGCUCAACCCUCAGAACCAACGACAGCAAGGCAGCAGAGUCCGACAACGCAAUGCAAGACACACGCGAGACGGAAUCUAUCGCAGACGAGUUUCAUCGAGAAGAGAUCGCGAAGCAGACUUCACGUCUACGUAACCACGCCGCGCGCAACAGCAACGAGGCAAACUAUAAACGCGCGAUUGAUAGCAACCCGGACACUUCGCGGCUGGGUGGCAUACACCGUCACGCAAACAGCAACCAAGGGCGGUCAAAAUCCAUACCAAACCGAAGACGAAAUAAUGCCGUUUAUCGUGGUAACAGAUUCGUGCCUUUCAAGCACGCGCCUGAGAAUGCGAACAACGAACUCAGCGUGGAUCACGCGUACAUCAACGCCGACGUAAUGUCGUCGUUCCCAGUCGAUAAAGACGUCGGCGUCGCUCGAUUUAUCGACAACCCGAGAUGGGUUCCCGUGCACCGCAACCAACGCGCGUAUAACCGCUCUGCGCUAGAACAACUAAACCACGCCGCUCCGCCUUCGCACCUCCCAGCCGAACGUUCACGGGCGCCGCUAGAGGGCGGCGUCAUCGUGUACAACGUCACGGUGGUCUACCGGCCGCGUGCCGGCAUCGGCAACCUCAUGUUCCAGCACGCGUCGACGAUAGGCAUCGCCCGCGCAAACGCCAUGAACGUCGUCGUCUCGCAACGCGCGCGUCUGCUCGGCCACUUCAACCUGACGGCGCUGCGGUCGCCGCUCGACGCGGUGGCGCUGCGAGACGGCUUCCGGCGUGUCGACCUGCGCGCCGCCCAGCGGUACGAGCCACGCGCGAUGGACCUGCCGCGAGGAGUCAACGUGCAGCUAGUCGGCUACCUGCAGUCGUACAAGUACUUCGCGUCGCUCGCCAACGAGCUGCGCGGAGAGUUUACGUUCGAUGCCGACGUGCGGCGACAGGCAGACAUCGUGUGGCGACGGAAGGUCGGCAAUGCGCGCGGACGCGACGCAGCGGCAGUGUUCGUUGGCGUGCACGCGCGGCGAGGCAACAUUCUAGACGCCGACAAACAGCGGCAGGGAUACGUAGCAGCCGACGAGCGCUACCUGGCGGCGGCGAUGGGAAUCUACCGCGCCAGAUAUCCCGGCGCCGUGUUCGUCGCGUCCAGCAACGACCUGGCGUGGUGCCAAGCAAACAUAGAUGGUCCCGACGUUGUUUUCAUGGACGACGGCCAAGCGCCGGAAGUCGACAUGACAAUUCUGCGCAUGUGCGACCACACAAUCAUCACCACGGGGACGUUCGGCUGGUGGGCGGCGUUUCUAACAGGCGGUGACGUCAUAUAUUUCUCGAAGGGAGCCAGACCAGGAAGUUUAAUAGCAGCACAGACAUCGCCCACGGAUCAUUAUCCACCCCACUGGGAAACAGUGUAGGCAGCACACAGGUUUACAUAAUUAGUCACGCAAGCGCAGAGACGCAUCGUGUACAGGCCUACAUUAAAUGACUGCAAACACAAUGGGUUGACGUCAAAGGAAGUGCACGAGAGAAAGCAGACGACCUAACUUCUUAACCAUAGCUGUGAGUGUCACCACGAUUGAACACAUACGAACAUGACACUGCAAUAGUUGUCCGCGUGUAACGCAGUAAACUUAAACGUCUAUCGCCGAUGUGGAGAACACGUUCUUGGCAGAAGUACCUAUUUCGCCGACAACGACCGUUGGCCGCCGCGUAAAUAAAACCCAGAUAGUCGAAUGCAACGUGGAAGGUUGGUGUAUCCCUACAACAACAAGUAAACAACGAUGCAACAAACAAAGCCAUUUGCGAGGCAACCAAAAACAACAGCGGCGCUCGACCACUGGAUCUAAUGUGUGAUAUGUGCGAGUGUUGGGCAUAUUUCAUUCACAUACGGAACACGCUGAUCAUCAUGUGAGGGAUCGUUUUCGAUGUAUGUUAAAUAUAAUUGUUGUUGUUACUGAAA
Messenger RNA from Priapulus caudatus, 2407 nucleotides. Its product is annotated as galactoside 2-alpha-L-fucosyltransferase 1-like. Lineage: Eukaryota; Metazoa; Priapulida; Priapulimorpha; Priapulimorphida; Priapulidae. Gene Ontology annotation, cellular component: membrane. The record is from RefSeq and is a predicted model, not a curated record. Bases 336 to 1862 code for a protein of 508 amino acids. Gene Ontology annotation, biological process: carbohydrate metabolic process. Gene Ontology annotation, molecular function: galactoside 2-alpha-L-fucosyltransferase activity. The transcript is spliced from 2 exons.